AUGCUCAGCCGCCCUUCCUCUCGCCUGCUAUCCCGCUCCCUCACCCUCCCGCACCGCCGUGCACUGGGCUCGACAUCCCCGCUGUCCGCAGUCUACCUCCUCCCACUCGACCCCCAAGCCCCGGCCGCGAACGGCCAGGCCCUCGCUGACGUGGACACUGCCCGACUCUGGUCCGCCGCCCCCAGGGCCGAGAAGCCAGCAAAGGCAGGGACAACCCACCUGUUCUACGCAACGCCCACCGCGGAAGACGUGACCGCACUCGCAUCGCUCGGAGGCUGCUUCGCGUCGACCGCUGGCGAUGAGAGGCGAGAGCUGGUUCGCAAGGCGGUCGGGAGUGCCGUGAAGCAGGUCUCUGCUCUUGGAGAGGGCGUCCAUGGACAGACCGUGCAUGUCGACGCCUCUGCGGACCCGCAUGCUGCAGCUGUCGCUGCGCACCUUGCGCUGUACGAGUUUACCCUCAAGACAGACCCUCCCUCCCCAUUCAACCCCCGUCUCACCCAACCGCUGCCCGACAAACUCGCGUUCGAACCGCUUGCCCAGUCUGAAGCCUGGAACGCAGGCGUCGUGUACGCAAUGUCACAGAAUCUCGCUCGGACACUGUCCGAAAUGCCCGGGAACAUGAUGACUCCAACGAUAUUCGCGGAAAGGAUCAAAUCCGAGUUUGCCGGGAUUCCCAACGUCAAUGUCAUCGUCCGGGAUGCGGCUUGGGCUGCUGAACAAAACAUGAAUACAUUCCUCUCGGUUGCGAAAGGAUCCUCGGAGCCGGCCAAAUUCCUAGAGAUGCAAGAUGUCAGGCCCAUUUUGUUUGUAGGCAAGGGCAUCACAUUUGAUUCGGGAGGAAUCUCGAUCAAGCCGUCUGCGGGUAUGAAGCUCAUGCGGGGUGACAUGGGCGGUGCCGCGGCUGUCUGCUCUGCCGCACUUGCGAUCGCGCAGCUUCGACUUCCCGUGAACCUGAAAGUUGUCGCGCCGUUGUCUGAGAACCUGCCUGGGCCGUCGGCCAUGAAGCCAGGAGACGUUGUCUACGCCAUGAACGGCAAGUCUGUAGAGAUUGACAACACCGACGCCGAGGGUCGGCUCGUUCUCGCAGACGCGCUGUACUAUGGCACGAGCGUGUUCCAGCCGCACACGGUCGUCGACGUCGCCACGCUCACCGGGGCGAUGCACGUCGCACUCGGCGAGGUCUUCACCGGCGUGUUCACGGUGCGUGCGCCUCCUCCCCUCCAGCCCGCCCGCCCCGCAGCUGAGACCCGCGCCGCGCCGCGCAGAACUCGGACAGCCUCUGGCACGCGCUGGACCGCGCCGGCGCGCGCGAGCACGACCCGUUCUGGCGGAUGCCGCUGA
Fibroporia radiculosa is the source of this 1341-nucleotide messenger RNA. RefSeq lists its product as uncharacterized. Lineage: Eukaryota; Fungi; Basidiomycota; Agaricomycetes; Polyporales; Fibroporiaceae. Gene Ontology annotation, molecular function: manganese ion binding; metalloaminopeptidase activity. Gene Ontology annotation, cellular component: cytoplasm. Bases 1 to 1341 code for a protein of 446 amino acids. The transcript has 13 exons. The record is from RefSeq and is a predicted model, not a curated record. Gene Ontology annotation, biological process: proteolysis.